AUGAAGAAGUGGCCCUCGAAUUCCAUGAUUGCAGAUGACUCCAAAGAGAAUCAAUCGCAAAAUGCAUUUGAUGUGUGUCUUGCAAAUGAUCCUAUUUCUCGUCGUAUUUUGGCGGAAAAGCGACGUCCACUUGGAGAUGUUUUUAUACUUCCUAUGGCAAAACCAGCGAAAGACCUCAAUGAAUAUGAAUUUUGUAGUGAUACCGAGAAUCAGAAGGAACAGAUUGCCACUCCUGCACGUCAGAUGGAACAUACUCCAUUAGCCAGCACUACGCAGAGCGUUCGUUCUAUAAAAAGCAAUCCGAUGUCUUCAUCGAACACUCCUCGUCUUUCCCAUCGCAAACGGGCUCGGCUCAGAAGGCUAUUUGAAGCUGAGAUAGAUGUCCACCACCCUCAAAGUGACGAUGAUCAAGAGUUUAUUCCGUUAUUGUCCACAUCGGAAUAUGAAUCUCUUCUCAGAGAAAAGCCUACACUUGAAAUGAGUCUGCGUCCUCGAAAAGAGAUUUGGGCUGAUGAAGAUGAAUUGCCACUAUAUGACAUCCAGUCAAUCAUGCGUAUGGAUAGCCUGGAUAAUGAGACGAGUUCAAAGCUGGAUAAACGCGACGUGGAAAAAGAGCCUCAGAAAAACCCUCCAACCGAUGACGAUUGUGCUGAUUUCGCAUUUCUUCCGAGCUCAUUUCACCCUACAAAGGAUGACAGGCGAACUCCAAAACGCUCUCGAAAUGCUCUUGAAAGAGGUGGUUCAAGGAAGAAUAUCGAUCGAAUGACAAGUUCUGCCAGGAAGGCUUCAGCCAAGUAA
Molecule: messenger RNA, 798 nt
Organism: Cooperia oncophora
Lineage: Eukaryota; Metazoa; Nematoda; Chromadorea; Rhabditida; Trichostrongylidae
Source: the annotation of a GenBank genome assembly